CAGCUAACCUUCGUCUAUAUAUUUUGUUUGAAACCAAUUUGGAAUAACAAAAUCAACAAAUCAUCAAACAUAAAGAUGAGUACAAACUCCACCGAUUCAAUAAAGCACUUUAUUUUGGUACAUGGGGCUUGCCAUGGUGCUUGGUGUUGGUACAAGAUCAAGCCACUUCUAGAAGCUUCAGGCCACAAGGUCACAGUUCUUGACCUUGCUGCUUCUGGAACCAACUUGAAGAAGAUCGAAGAUGUUGAGACUUUUUCUCAGUACUCUGAGCCUUUGUUGGAGGUUAUGGAGUCACUUCCCCCAAAAGAAAAGGUGGUUCUUGUGGGUCACAGUCUUGGAGGGCUCAACAUUGCACUUGCUAUGGAAAAAUUCCCCACAAAGGUGCAAGUUGGUGUUUUCUUAACAGCUUUUGUGCCGGACACUCAACACAAACCAUCCUAUGUUAUUGAAAAGUGCGUUGAGGGGAUACCGGCAUCCGAUUUUUCGGACACGACAUUCUCACAAUGUGGAAACAAAACGUCAAUGUUGUUUGGGCCCAACUUCUUGUCCACCAAGGUCUACCAACACUGCUCCUCUGAGGAUUUUGAAUUGAUCAAAUGUUUGAUAAGGCCAUCAUCAUUGUUCAUAGAAGACUUAUCACAAGAAAAGAACUUCUCUAAAGAGGGAUAUGGAUCUAUUUCUCGUGCUUUUGUUGUUUGCACUGAGGACCUUACGAUUUCAUUGGAGUAUCAGCGAUUGAUGAUCCAAAACUCUGGGAUUAAUGACGUCAUGGAGAUCAAUGGCGCAGAUCAUAUGGCUAUGCUUUGCAAGCCCCAAGAACUUAGUGAUUGUCUCCAACAGAUUGCUGCUAAAUACAAAUAAUUUCAGAGAAUUUUCAAUUUGGCUGUUAAGAUUUUGUGUUGGACAAAUUUGUUCUUAGUUGUUUUUUUUUUCACAUGAUUUGCAUAGUUAAAAACUUUAAGUGAAAUAAAAAAUAGUUAAAUAUUAUACAGCAUAGAACAAUGUAUAGUUCUUCAUUAUCGUUGAAUUGAAAAUCAAAAUGGUCCUUGUCACAUGUCUGAAUAGACUAUGCGAAAAAUUUCUUAGUGCAUCCAUUUUAAGCAAAUGUUAAAUAACACAUUAAUAAAAUCAUUAAAUUGUAUUAUAUUUGUUAAUAUUUAAA
Molecule: messenger RNA, 1162 nt
Organism: Arachis stenosperma
Lineage: Eukaryota; Viridiplantae; Streptophyta; Magnoliopsida; Fabales; Fabaceae
Product: salicylic acid-binding protein 2-like
Exons: 3
Coding region: 76-861 (261 amino acids)
Biological process (GO): salicylic acid metabolic process; jasmonic acid metabolic process
Molecular function (GO): methyl jasmonate esterase activity; methyl salicylate esterase activity; methyl indole-3-acetate esterase activity
Source: RefSeq, a predicted model, not a curated record